AACACUACAGAUCGACCUAACUCACCGCCGCUUCGCUUAAUCGAUCGUUCACUCGUUCCUCUCUUCUCAUCUUCUUCGCAAGUCGCAGCUACCACCUACAGAGUUCUCAUCUACUUCGUUUCGCUUGGAGCUUCAAUCAAACUCGCUCCGGAUAUGUCUGGUGGUGAAGGAUCUGACUUAGAGGAUUAUCCAUCAAUCAGAGACACAGACUCGGAAGAUGAAGAGAGUGGUUCCUCUGAAAAUGAGGGUGAGCUCAACACCAGCAGAAAUGAUGGUUUGGCCAUUGAUCAUGGUAAUGAGGAGGAAAGUGAUAGUUCUGGACUUCAUGAAGCAGUCGAGGAAAGUGAUUCAUCUGAAGAUGAUGAGGUUGCUCCCCGAAAUACAAUUGGUGCUGUUCCCUUGGAGUGGUAUCGGGAUGAGAAACAUAUUGGUUAUGAUCUUACAGGGAAGAAGAUUAAAAAGAAGGAAAGAGAAGAUAAAUUACAAUCCUUUCUUGCUAGUGCUGAUGAUUCCAAAAAUUGGCGCAAAUUUUUGGAUGAAUACAAUGACGAGGAAGUAGAAGUGACAAAAGAAGAUAUGAAAACUAUAAAUAGAUUGCUUGAAGGAAAGGCGCCACACGGUGACUUUGAUCCAUAUGCGCCUUAUGUUGAUUGGUUUAAAUGGGAUGACUCAAAGCAUCCACUGUCAAAUGCCCCUGAACCCAAGAGACGAUUCAUUCCUUCAAAAUCUGAAAGUAAACUGGUGAAGAGGUUAGUAUUAGCAAUUCGGAAGGGUUUAAUUAAGCCUACAAAGGAUGAAGAAGAGGAAGAAGAAAGUGUUUAUCCCUUGUGGGGAGACGACUCUAAUUCAACGGAAAAGGAUGGUAGCCAUUUAUCUUACAUUCCAGCGCCAAAGCCAAAAUUGCCAGGGUAUGAGGAGUCCUUCAAUCCUCCUCCGGAAUUCAUCCCAACACAAGAAGAGAUUGAUGCUUAUCAGUUAAUGUAUGAGGAAGACCGCCCUAAGUUUAUACCGAAAAGGUUUACAUCUAUGAGAAGCAUCCCUGCAUAUGAGAAUGCUAUUAAGGAGUGCUUCGAAAGAUGUUUGGAUCUAUACUUGUGCCCCAGAGUUCGGAAGAAACGUAUCAAUAUUGAUCCUGAAUCUCUGAAGCCCAAGCUACCAAGCCGAAAGGAUCUCAAGCCUUAUCCUGUGAAAUGUUAUCUAGAGUAUAGAGGUCACAAAGACACAGUUACAUCAGUUUCCACAGAAGCUUCAGGGCAGUGGAUUGCAUCAGGUUCAUCGGAUGGAACUGUGCGUAUUUGGGAGGUUGAAACUGGUAGAUGUCUCAAACUCUGGGAGAUUGGAGAAGCUGUCACAUAUGUAGCUUGGAAUCCCAAUCCUGAGUAUUCCGUAUUGGCUGUCUCUGUGGGACAAGAUGUACUUAUUCUCAACACUGGUUUUGGGAAUGAAGAAGUACAGAAAAAAACUAAAGAACUUCUUUCGGCUGAAAGACCUACCACACCAGAUGACACGGCUACCUUCGUGAGCUGGAUUCAAGAUGAAACACAUGAGGGCACCAGGUUAAGACAUUUUAAGACUGUGUCUUCAGUGGAAUGGCAUCGUAGAGGAGACUACUUUUCAACGGUGGUGCCAGCAGGCCAAUCGAAAUCAAUUUUUAUGCAUAGGCUCUCUCAGAAGUCUACCCAGACAUUUUCAAUCAAGUUGGGUGGGCUUGCAGUUACUUCAGUUUUCCAUCCUGUUCGCUCCCACAUCUUCAUUUCUACAAAGAAAACUAUUCGCCAAUAUGAUUUGGUGAAGGGAAAGCAAAUCAGAAAGCUUGAUACAGGACUAAAAGAAAUCUCCUCCAUUGCAGCUCAUCCUUCUGGUGAUCAUGUAAUUGUGGGGAGCAGAGAAGGAAAAUUUUGUUGGUUUGAUAUGGACCUUUCAACCAAAAAACCUUACCUUAUUCGCCAGUGGCAUAAGAAGGACAUCAACAAUGUGUCUAUCCAUCGUUUAUAUCCGUUGUUUGCAACAUGCUCUGAUGAUUGCGCUGUACAAGUUUCUCAUGGCAUGGUUUAUUCAGAUCUUAACCAGAACCCUCUUAUAGUUCCACUGGAAAUACUCCGAGGUCAUGCAAGCUCAGAUGGGAGAGGUGUAAUGGAUUGCAAAUUCCACCCAAGGCAGCCCUGGUUGUUCACGGCCGGUGCUGACUCGGUGAUCAGACUUUACUGCGAUUGAGAAGAAAAGAGAUGAAAUUGCAUUCAUACACAGUACUUAUUGAUCUAGCAUCAUCAGUUGGGUCACAAUUUUCUGUGCUCCGAAAUCUAAAUACAUUGUUCAUCUUUUGGAUGUCUAGUAUCAAUAAUUGUUCAAUCCCAAUUUUGACACCAUACAACUGGUCCUUAUUAAAUUUGUUUUCCUUUUCUAUUUGCGUUUCGGCGGGCAUUAUAGACGGGAUAAUCUGAGAUUAUGAUGUUCGUGUCAUAGCACCAAAAGUCCAAAACUAAUGGUGGUUUGGGUUGGGUUUCAGCCCUUCUUUAGGGAUGUGGUGCGGGCUUUUAUGUAUUAAGUUCUCGAUUAUGCCAAGCAUACAAUUAUUUUA
Messenger RNA from Rosa chinensis, 2578 nucleotides. RefSeq names its product ribosome biogenesis protein BOP1 homolog. The record is from RefSeq and is a predicted model, not a curated record. Gene Ontology annotation, biological process: maturation of LSU-rRNA from tricistronic rRNA transcript (SSU-rRNA, 5.8S rRNA, LSU-rRNA); ribosome biogenesis. Lineage: Eukaryota; Viridiplantae; Streptophyta; Magnoliopsida; Rosales; Rosaceae. The transcript is spliced from 17 exons. Gene Ontology annotation, cellular component: PeBoW complex; preribosome, large subunit precursor. The coding region runs from base 154 to 2214 and encodes 686 amino acids. Gene Ontology annotation, molecular function: protein binding; ribonucleoprotein complex binding.